Aspergillus tubingensis is the source of this 3864-nucleotide messenger RNA. Its product is annotated as putative P-type ATPase. Gene Ontology annotation, biological process: intracellular calcium ion homeostasis. The transcript is spliced from 22 exons. Gene Ontology annotation, cellular component: membrane. Gene Ontology annotation, molecular function: ATP binding; ATP hydrolysis activity; P-type ion transporter activity. The record is from RefSeq and is a predicted model, not a curated record. Bases 1 to 3864 code for a protein of 1287 amino acids. NCBI's taxonomy places the organism in Eukaryota, Fungi, Ascomycota, Eurotiomycetes, Eurotiales, Aspergillaceae.
AUGGAGCCUGAUAUACAACCACCACUAGAGGCUCAGUCACCCAUGUUUUCAACUGGGGCUGAUCGUCGCCGCAAUUCAAUAAGAAGCAGCUAUAGCGUUGUCUCAGACGUUGAAAUGGCCCGCAACGAGAUAUAUGAUGGACCGAUAUCAGAGAGUAUCCCUUCCAGUGUUGUUUCCUUUUCCCACCGUCGGAAUCGCAAGGAUUCCACCACAAGCUUCACCUAUUUCCAGGAAGAUCAGGAACACCUGGACUGGCCAAACGAAGAUACCAUAGAUGCUGAAAGUGACGUUGACAACUUAUCUGAUAUUGAGACGAACGAGUCAAUUAGAUCCUCUAAACGUCCCUCCUUUUCUAGAGACUCUGUUCAAGACCCCCUUCUACGAAGGUCUCUAUCAGCUUCGUCGCGUGAUUAUUGCCAUAGGGGCGAUCAAAGGGUAAGCCAAAAGGUUCACAUCGUUUCGGAAGACUUGACUAUCGUGAUUGCGGGCUUUUCGACGAGUCCUACCGGUCUGCUAUUGUAUUAUCUAUCUUGCCUGUUGUCGCUCGGGGUUUUCUAUCUCCUAUUUCGUUGGUUUCCAAAGUACCGAAUCCGUUUGAUGGGAAUGCCAACACCUCUUCAAACCUGUCAAUGGGUUGUGAUUGAGGAUCAAUGGAAUCAACUUGACAUUCAUACGGUCCAUACUGAAGUAUACGGUCGUCCUCUCUCCACAAUCUUCAGUCCUGACUACCAGUCGUAUGAUGAGGACAAUGACCCAACAAUCUAUCAAUUACGGUACAUUGAUUACAGAUAUCAUCGGCUUAUUUACCACCCAGGCGAUGACCAAUUUUGCCUAAUCGGUGGCUGGAAAGACCCUUCCUGGACGAACGCGAAAGGGAUGAGAGCUGGACUGGAUGCCGAUGACCGUGAUAGCCGUGAACAGGUGUUUGGCAAGAAUCUCAUUGAUAUUCAGCAGAAAUCUGUUUUCCAACUUCUUAUGGAUGAGGCUUUCCACCCAUUCUAUAUCUUCCAACUUGCUAGCCUUGUCCUCUGGUCGCUUGACCAGUAUUACUAUUAUGCUGUCUGCAUCUUUUCCAUCUCUGUGAUAAGUAUAAGUGCUACUAUAAUUGAAACCAAAGCAACAAUGAACCGCUUAAGACAUAUUUCACUGUUUGAGUGCGAUAUCCGUGUGCUUAGGAAUGGGUUCUGGAGAUCUGUCCCCUCUCGGGAGCUUGUUCCGGGUGAUGUUUACGAAUUCUCUGACCCCUCCCUGAACUAUGUCCCUUGUGAUUGUAUACUGUUAUCCGGUGAUUGUAUUGUGAAUGAAAGCAUGCUUACAGGUGAAUCUGUCCCUGUUUCUAAGGUCCCAUUAACAGACGAUGCUCUGAAAUACCUGAAUUUGAGCGCACCCUCAAUCCACCCCGCUCUUGCAAGACAUUUCUUGUUCAGCGUCGUUGUGCGAACCGGUUUCCUGACCACGAAAGGGGCCCUUGUUCGAUCGAUGCUCUUCCCAAAGCCUUCCGGCUUUAGCUUUUACCGGGACUCAUUCCGAUAUAUAUCUGUUAUGGCCAUCAUAGCGAUUUUAGGUUUCGUGGCCUCGUUUGUCAAUUUCAUCCGCCUCGGUCUUUCAUGGCAUCUGAUCAUCGUUAGGGCCCUCGACCUGAUUACAAUCGUUGUGCCUCCGGCUUUGCCGGCCACGCUGAGCAUUGGAACCAACUUCGCCCUCUCGCGACUCAAGGCACAUAAAAUAUAUUGCAUCAGUCCACAAAGGGUCAAUGUAGGGGGCAAGUUAGAUGUGAUCUGUUUCGAUAAGACAGGUACUCUCACGGAAGAUGGACUGGAUGUACUGGGAGUGCGGAUCGUGGACCACAAUAGAAGGUUCUCCGACCUGCUCCCUAAGCUGUGUCUCGCGUCUCCGACAUCAUCAUAUACAGAUAGCAUUCAGGAUAUGAGCAGGUACAACAACACCCUUUACACCAUGGCAACAUGCCACUCUCUGAGAGUUGUGGACGGCGAACUUCUUGGGGACCCCCUAGAUGUCAAAAUGUUUCAGUUCACCGGUUGGUCCUUCGAAGAAGGUGGGAGCCAUGCUGAAGAAGCGGAUUCCGAGGCGAUAUUACCGUCGAUUGCGAGACCACCUGUCACUGAAAACCCUACCAGUGCUUGUCAGCGAAAUAAAAUAGAGGCACCCCUAGAACUCGGCAUUUUGCGUGCCUUUGAAUUCGUGUCACAUCUCCGUCGAGCAAGUGUUAUUGUACGCCAGUAUGGUGACACUGGUGCCAGCACUUUCGUGAAAGGUGCACCAGAAAGUGUGAAGGCCAUAUGUCUUCCAAGCAGCUUGCCUCACGAUUUUGAUGAGCUCCUGAGUAACUAUACCCACAAGGGAUAUCGUGUCAUCGCCUGUGCGGCGAAAUAUGAACCAAAAUUAAGCUGGAUGAGAGUCCAGAAAAUGUCCCGUGCUGAUGCUGAAUGUGAUCUGGAGUUUCUUGGCUUUAUCAUUUUCGAAAACAAACUGAAGCCAAACACGACUGAAACUAUUGCUGAGCUGAAUAAAGCAGGGAUACGCAACAUAAUGUGUACAGGUGAUAACAUACUGACUGCAGUAAGUGUUGCUCGCGAAUGCGGACUAAUUAGUGGAGAUGAACAAUGCUUUGUUCCUCGCUUCGUACAAGGUCAUUCUCCUCAACAUGCGUCCGAUGACUGUCUUUGCUGGGAAAGUGUAGACAAUCCCGCACUGAAGCUCAACCCGAGUACUCUUAUGCGUUCGGUGGAUUCGACGGCUGUAGACUUAUCUAUACCAGGCAAUGCCUGUAGCCUCAGCCAUUACACUCUUGCCAUCAGUGGCGAGAUGUUUAGGUGGAUCGUGGACUUUGGGAGCGAGUUGCUUAUCAAAAGGGUACUUGUGCGUGGAAAAGUGUUCGCGAGAAUGUCACCUGAUGAGAAACAUGAACUAGUGGAGAAGCUCCAAUCCCUAGACUAUUGCUGUGGCUUCUGCGGCGACGGUGCCAAUGACUGUGGUGCAUUAAAAGCCGCUGAUGUCGGUGUUUCCUUAUCAGACGCCGAAGCUUCAGUUGCUGCUCCAUUCACCAGCCGCCGCUUUGACAUAUCGUGUGUUCCGACGCUGAUCAGGGAAGGCCGAGGUGCCUUGGUCACAAGUUUUUGCUGCUUCAAGUACAUGAGCCUAUAUUCAGCAAUUCAGUUUUCAACUGUCAGUUUCUUAUACGCAUCAGCGUCAAAUCUUGGUGACUUCCAGUUUCUUUAUAUCGACUUAUGCCUCAUAUUACCGAUAGCAAUUUUUAUGGGAUGGACCAAGCCAAACCCUGUAUUAUCGCGGAAACGACCCACUGCUGAUCUUGUAUCACGCAAAGUCUUAAUCCCGCUGCUAGGCCAAAUAACGAUAUGCAUUUUGACUCAAUUAAUUGCAUUCGAGACUGUGAAAUCGCAACCAUGGUUUCAACCCCCUCAGCUAGAUCUAGAGGAAAGCAACAUUGAGAACUCCGAGAACACCGUUCUGUUUCUGCUUUCCUGCUUUCAGUACAUCCUGUCAAGUGCUGUCCUUAGCGUCGGACCCCCAUUCAGAAAACCGAUGAGCUCUAACAAACCAUUCCUCUCUAUGAUAAUUGUGGAUUUGAUGAUCUCCUGCUACAUGCUGUUUACACCCUCACAAUGGCUGAAGCGGGUCAUCCAAUUGACGUACCUGCCGGAAAGUUUCGCGUGGUGGUUGCUGACACUUGCUGCCUUGAGCUUUUUGUUCUCUUGGUUGGCAGAAAGGAAUCUCUUUCCUAGAUUGGCUCAUUUGCUAGGGCGCAUGUACACAGCCUUGCGACCAGGUCACCCCAAAAAGCGUCGCCAGUACAAGGUACUACUCGAGGAAAUGCAAGGGUAG